CAGCGCCUCCUACCGGCUGGCAGGCGGCAACACCGGCUCCCCCCUGUUGCCUGCGGUGAGUGGUACAGUAACGGGACAGACAGCAGGUUCAACCAUCAGUCCCAGCUGAGAAUGGAGAUGGGUGAACAAUAACAGCUCCGUGUUUUACACAUUAUUCACAUUUCUCCUCUGCAGGCCAGGAGGUCUCUCAUUCAUUUAAAACUCACUCGCCUCAAUUGAAAAGAGACUGAGACUCUUCUAUCAAUUUAGACAACACCGGCUUUUUGUUCCCGUCCGUCAUGGCGAUUGCCCACGUAGCCACCGAAUACGUUUUUUCCGACUUUUUGUUGAAGGACCCCACGGAGGGGAAGUACAAAGGCGUGCGUCUGGAGCUGGCGGUGGACAAAAUAGUCACGUUUCUGGCGGUGGGGUUGCCUCUGUUUCUCAUCUCACUCGCGUUUGCCCAAGAGGUGUCUGUUGGUACCCAGAUCAGCUGCUUUGCUCCCACUAACUUCUCCUGGAGACAGGCAGCGUACGCGGACUCCUUUUGUUGGGCAGCAGUACAGCAACAAACUGACAGUUCACCACUAUGGCUUCACAAGUUCUUUCCAUACAUCCUGCUCUUGCUCGCCAUCCUCAUGUACAUCCCUGCCCUGUUCUGGCGUUUCACUGCCGCUCCACAUCUCUCCUCUGACCUCAACUUCAUCAUGGAGGAGCUUGACCGCUUUUACAAUCGUGCCAUCAGACUGGCAAAGAAUCUGGCAGCCUUAGAUAGCAAGGAUGCACCUGAGGACACCCAGAGUGCUCUGGACCUGACCGAGAGCUGCUUCAAAUACCCAUUAGUGGAGCAGUAUCUGAAGACCAAGCGCUUCUCUCACUCUCUCGUGGUAAAGUACCUGGUAUGCCGCGGCCUGACUCUGCUCAUUCUCCUGCUGGCCUGCCUCUACCUGGGCUACUACAUCCGACUGGCCUCGCUCACCGAUGAGUUUCCCUGCGACAUGCGCACAGGAGUGCUAAAGAACGACAGCAUGGUGCCGUCUGCUGUCCAGUGUAAGCUUGUGGCCGUGGGUGUCUUCAGGCUGCUCAGCUACAUCAACCUGGGGGUGUAUAUGCUUCUCACUCCGUUGGUGGUGUACACUGCUCUUGGACCGGCACGCCAAAGCUCCAGCUUCCUCCGGCCGUAUGAGAUGCUGCCGGGCUUUGGUGCUUUGGGUGUGGUCACGCCCUUCUACAAUGACCUCAGUAUCUAUCUGCUGUUCCUGCAGGAGAACCUGAGCGAACUCAAAUCAUUUAAAUGCCUUCAGGUGCUGGAGUUGUUGCAAGAGGCUGGUGAUGAGGGGUUCGACACCAUGUGCCUGCUGCGAACUCUGGGACAGGUGAAGACAGAUGUCUUGGACAGCAAGAGGACGUGCUCACGCAAGAAAGCCAAAGAAACUAAUAAGGCUGAAGUAUAACUCCUCUCAGAUCUCUCUGUCUUUUUACUGUACGGUUGUCCUGAUGAGGAUAAAACCUGCUGAGAUGGAACAGAAGGAAGCAAAACCUGUGCACUUACUUUUGUCUGAACUGGUGUUGGUGGAGCGUAGUCUAUAUCAAAAAUAGAGGAGGUCUAUACUCAUUCACACAGUCUGUAGUUCGGCCAAUAGACGUUUCAUCUCUCAGAUGUCAUUUUUUAAACAAGUGAAUGCUUUAUAACUUCAAGUACAAGUUCCUCAGGUCUGAGGCGACCUGCUGCUCACUGCAGACCUUGUAUUUUAUUUCUGAAAGGAAAUUUCUAUGUUUCUAUUUUUUCUAUAGUACAUGCUACUUUUCUCAGGAUCUGAAAUGCCUUCCAAUCUUUAUUUGUAAUGUAAGCCAUGUUCCUGGUGCUGAAAGCUGCAUAUUAAUUUUCCAGGUGCGACAGCCUAUUUCCUGCCCUUAACUUUCUGAAGAAUGAGAUUAGAUGUAUUUAGUUGAGUGUAGAAAGGUGUUGUGAUUGACGAAAGUUUGUCCAUUCAAAGUAAGCAUAAUAUAAAUAUGACUUGUUAGGUAUUAUAAGAACCGCUGGAGCAGCUCAGUCUGGACUGUGGAAGUUGAACUGUAAAGCAUGUGAUUCUUUAUGUACUAUGUGCAUGUUGAAAGUAACACAAGACCUAAAUUGUCCAAACCAAUGGACUGAUGGCGGCUCUGUAUUUUACAUGAAAUAUGAAUGAAUAUUGUUUGGGGGAAAUAAAAUACUUCAAUCAAUUACUGUCAGGAGUAAGGCAUCUUAGGCCGUCAUGGGUCCUUAUACAAUUAAAGAAUGUU
Thunnus maccoyii (southern bluefin tuna) is the source of this 2262-nucleotide messenger RNA. Its product is annotated as pannexin-1-like. The transcript has 6 exons. The record is from RefSeq and is a predicted model, not a curated record. The coding region runs from base 279 to 1433 and encodes 384 amino acids. NCBI's taxonomy places the organism in Eukaryota, Metazoa, Chordata, Actinopteri, Scombriformes, Scombridae. Gene Ontology annotation, molecular function: channel activity. Gene Ontology annotation, biological process: monoatomic cation transport; positive regulation of interleukin-1 production.